UUUGCUGCGGCUGCUCAGCGAGGGUGCGGGCCCCCGCAGGCGGUGCACGCCCGCUGCCAUGGCUUUCCGUAGGAGGACGAAAAGUUACCCGCUCUUCAGCCAGGAGUUCAUCAUCCACAACCAUGCAGACAUCGGCUUCUGCUUGGUGCUCUGCGUCCUCAUCGGGCUUAUGUUCGAGAAAAUCAGCAAACGCCUUCAUCUCUCCAAGGUCAAACACAGCAAGUUCAAUGAAUCUGGACAGCUGCUUGUCUUUCAUCUCAGCUCAGUGGUAUGGUGCCUCUACGUGAUCGUAACGGAAGGAUAUUUAACAAACCCAAGAAGCCUCUGGGAAGAUUACCCGCAUGUGUACCUCUCCUUCCAGGUGAAGUUUUUCUACUUGGGUCAGCUGGCGUACUGGUUGCACUCACUACCUGAACUCUACUUCCAGAAGGUACGGAAGGAAGAAAUCCCCCGCCAGCUACAGUACAUUUGUCUGUACCUGCUUCACAUCGCUGGGGCAUACCUCUUAAACCUGAGCCGCCUGGGGCUGAUCUUGCUACUGCUUCAGUACUCCACUGAGGCCCUCUUUCACAUGGCUCGGCUCUUCCACUUUGCAGACGAGAAUAACGAGAGGCUGUUUAACGCCUGGGCUGCUGUGUUUGGGGUCACCCGUCUCUUCAUCCUCACCCUCGCUGUGUUGACCAUUGGCUUUGGAUUGGCUCGGGUAGAAAACCAGGUGUUUGACCCUGAGAAAGGGAACUUUAACACCUUGCCUUGCAGGCUCGGCAUGCUGCUGCUGGUGUGUGUGGCCCAGGCCUGGCUCAUGUGGCGGUUCAUCCACUCCCAGCUGCGGCACUGGCGGGAGUAUUGGAAGGAACAGAGUGCCAAGCGUCGAGUCUCUGCUGUCCCCAAGCUUCCAGCCAGGCUCCUCAAGAGAGAACCUGGUUACCAUGAAAAUGGAGUGGUGAAGGCAGAGAACGGGACCUCCUCACGGACUAAGAAACUCAAGUCUCCUUAACACCAUUGUGCUGGGAACAGGGGUCCCCUGGGUGAGGGCCUGGAAGAGAUCACAAGCCCUGGCCCCCAGCUCAGCCUCUCCACCCUCCUGCCCGUGCUCCACCAGCAGAAGCCUUGGCAUCAAAGGGGGAGUUCCUCUCUACCUUCUAGUCUUUCUUUUUUCAUAAACCAUUCUCAAUAAAGCCAAAUAUCUUCUACUCUUGCUCCCUUGAGCCACCUCAUGGCCUCAUCUCUGUCCUAUCUUGGGUUUUCUCAGAGGCCUGCAUUUUCCUACUCGUCUUCCUGCCUCUCUCUCUCUCUCUCUCUCUCUCUCUCUCUCUCUCUCUCUCUCUCUCAUAGCUCUGUCUCUCUUUUUCUCUCUCCUUUCAUAGCUGCUUCUUUUCCUCCUUUCUUCCUGACUUUAAUGUGCAAUUUCUCUGAUUUGUACAACGGGAGGGAGCUAAGAUGCCAGUCCUGCCCUCCGGUCCCAGGAAUUGCCAAUGUAGAAGCCUCUCGCCAAGGAGCUUCCCCUAGAGCUGGUGGCAGAUCCUCGGUGGCCCUUGUGGACGGCAGGAGGAAAAGCCAUCCCUCUCGGAUUACAAUAUUCUUGGUGCUGACUGACAGACAAGAUGUAGGAUUCUGGUUCUACAUGUCCAACCCUGAAGCGUUUUGCUUUGGGGACAUAGUGACUUAAUCCAGAAAGACAGUGUUAAUUAACUAUUGAGUCCCAGGACUCCAAAGAGCUUCCAGUGUGGCAUUUAAAUUGGAAACCAGCCUGCCUUCGCUCUAUGGAGGGAUAAGGAAGAUGUGCCUUCUCACUUGUUCCACAAGAGCAAAGCACGUUGAACAGCUGCCUCUUCUAGAAAGGUGGCUUGACAAACAGAAGAGUCUAUCUGGACCGCUCUCCAGCGGUGCCAGCUGCUGUACUUUUGUUACCCCAUCCACCAGCAUCUGAAACCAAACCAAAUGGCAGUUACAAACCUGCCCAAGACAUGCUGUUCCCAAGUCCAGAGACAGUUUGCCCCUGCUGGGGUCAGACUUGCAACCUCAACUUCAUCUCUGCAGAAACAUGAAGCCCCAAGAACUCUAUCGCUGUGUGCUCCCCUGGCGUCCCAGGGAGAGUCACCUGGCUACCCUCCCUCCGGCCUCACUUGAGCAUUCUUUAAAGUUGUCAGUGUUGUCUGUUGAGAACACCUAGAGCCUGACACCAGGAUGCCUCAGGGUCACUCUUCUGGUUGCGUGAGCCAACACAGCCAUGUCCACAGGAGUCUGUGACCCACUUCCUUCUGGUGGUCUUUCCUCUUCUACCUGAAGACAGGGUCACCAGGUCCUUAUUGUACCUUGUGAGGACUUCCAGAAUGGAUGUAGGCUUUAAAGGGUCCUCAAAUUCUAUGCUGGAGUAUAGGGGAGCAGGUCUUGGUGAUGUUAAUGUUACCUGAUAUACUGGCCUUCCUUCGACGCCAUAUUCGAAACCAGAGUUUGAGUGUUUAUCCAUAAACAGGAAGAUGGGUCUUCAUUAAGACAGCUUCCCCGCUCCAAGCCACUACCGAUGUAUGUAAAAUCUAACUUACCAGGAAUUGAGGAAUUUGGUUCCAAACAUCGUGGCUUUUUUUUCCCCCUCCUCUGUAUCCAGGUUAAGCAUACAGAAUAGAGAUGAGAUAUCCUUGGCUUCUUUUGUGUGAGCUUGGGAAGCAAGACAGAAUUUUGAAAGUACAUUUCUCUAUUCUGUCUUCCUUCCCUGGCCCUUCUCUGGGCAUCCCCACAAGAAUUGAUCUGGCGAUUUUAAGCCAAUGCAGUCCACCUAUCCUGGUAGGGAUUUUAAUUGAGUUUAUGCUUUGAGAUGCUGCCUGGAGCUGUGUGGAAGCUUAGCCAGUUGUUCCCAAGCUCACCUCACCCCAUCAGUCUAAAUGUCCUCUUGGACCAUCCCCAAGUGAAGGGCCUUCCUCCCUAAGUCACUGGCAAGCCCUUGCCAGCUCACUGCAGGAGCUUUGUCCCUAAGCUCUUGAGUUACUCCUUCAGCAAAUACUUGUGACAAGAGACAAGUGAAGGCCUUGGAGAAACAGAUAUACAAAGAACAGCUGUCUUGGAUCCAGUGGUCCUGUCCCUGUGGGGAAGGGGUUUGAUAUUCUUUCCCGGUACACUUAGAUGCCUGAGGUGAUGUGGAUUCAUCCCUUAGGUGUCUUGCAAGCUUCCUUUGCUGCUUGUUUGUUGGAUAUAUUACCAAGAAUCCAAGUGUUGGGAUCGAUCUAGGCUCUUCUAGAACAUAAGGUCAGGGGUAGGAGUUUGGAGUGUUCAUUUCCAGAAAAGCCGGAAACCAAGGGUAACAGCUCUCCAGCCUUGACUUUCGAGGUGUUUACAGGCUUGGGAGAACUAUAGGGUGCUUUCUCAUUCACCCAUCCUCUCUGGCGUUGAUGUUAUAGGAAUGGCAAGACUUUGUGGACUUGGCACAAACCCUGUUGCCAGAAUUACAGCAACUAAGUUCCACACCAUCCUGCAAGCAUGCAGGCUAGCUUGUAAUUUGGGUGCCCUGGCCCCAUUCUUUGUUCUGAUGCAGGCUUUCUUGUCCCCAAAGUACCACACCCUUAGCGAAGGGCCUGCCAUACUCUGCCAAGUUGAAGAUGUUCAGCACCAGCUACCAGAACCAGAAGAUGCUAAUCACUACCUCAGCAGCCACUGCUGUCUCUAACAUCCCUGGAAUGCCAGCAGGCACCAGUGGCAGGAGUGGUGGCCCGAGAACCCCCAGUUGCUAGUCCCCCUCCCAGAGGUGUGGUGAUGGGAUGGUUACUUUUACAAGCUAUCCAGGCCUGGGUGCCUACGCUAUGAAUUAGCUCCGUGUGUUUCUCCUAUGUUCAGAGGUGGUCCCGGGGGGAAGAGAAGCAGACUAAAGCUUGGAAUGGAGGCUUUCUGCCAUUCUAGUCAGUGCUAGCUAGCUAGUCCUGUGUGCCUAAAUGGUUUCAGACAGCAUCAUCUGAUGUGUCCUAAGGGUGAGCUUAAGUCACUUACAUUUAGAUGACUAUGUUCUGGCUACUCACACCGUUCUUUUGUGGCAUGCCUGGGACUGUAAGAGCCCUUGAAGGUGGAGACCUUUUUAGACCCCUUUGACAUUUUUUCCCCUGGGGUAUUUUUUUUUUUCAGUUAGGAGCAGAAAGAGUACAUUUUCCAAAAAGUGUACAAUGCUCAUUUAGAUUCUAUGCAUCCUUAAACUUGCUGACUCCUUGCAGCCAGGGAAGGCCUUCGUUUGCAUUUAUUUGUCUUUAGUGGCUUUCAGUCUUCCUGGUUGGGUUUGCAGAAGUCUGGAGUGGGAGGAGGUGUAGGGUCUGGGCUUAGCUAACUUUCUCUGCUUGAGGGCCUCUAUGUCUCCAGGAGACAAAUUUUCAUUCUUGAUCUCUGGCCUCUGUUCUUCACUGGUGUGGAAUGGACUUAGAGCCUGUGAGUCAGAACAGUGAGCUGGUCCUCCGCCACCCUCGUCCCCCCCUGAGCUUACGGCUUCUUUGCUCAGAACAGGAUUUUAGGGAGAAUAUCAAUGUCAGACUUUUGAAAACAUCUAUAGAGUCCUUCUCCAACCCGUGGUUAGCAUUAAGAGGAUGCUGGUACCAGCUUCUCGCUUUUUACCUGGCUUUUAAUGCGAGUGUUAGCUCCAUUGCAUCCACUUUCGAAGCUCUGCAGAUGAGAAGGAAAGUUACACUGAGCAGCCUCUGCGAACCUUUCGUUCUUGGCCUCAGCAGGUCCUUGUCCUUUCAUCUAAAAAGUGCCUUAUAUUGCCUUGUGGCCUUCACUGGUACUGUAUGGCCGGGCCGCCAACUGCCAGUGUUGUAAGACUGACUGGCAUACACAGCCAAUGGCACCGUACCUCAGCACAGCUCCAGGGGAAAGGGACAUGGCUUGACAGUUUUGUCUCAUUUGUUCUGACCCUCUGCUCCAUCACACAUAGUGUAAGACCUUGCGUGUUCUCUGGGUUUGUUUGUUUGUUUGUUUGUUUUUUUUUUUUCCUAGUUUCCCCUUGUCUGUUGCCUUCUGGCUUGACUGGGUGACUGCAGGAGCUUGUGAGGUGCCCCAGCUGCAGGCACCCAUGCCUCCUAUCUAACAAGGGAAGCUUGGGGGUUGGGAAGAAGGUCACCUCUGCGUACCUCUGGCCCUAUGUGGCGAGCCCUGCUCUUCCGGUCUCCUCAUUCCCACCCCAGAUUAGAAACAUCCCCCUCUUCCCAUCUGUUUUACUUCCAUGUAGCCCAAAGUCUGUAUGAGGAAUGUGUUUACUUGUACUUGCUGGUUCCAAGUCUUAGCUCAUUGGUAACCUGUUUGGCAGUGCCUACGGUCUGGUAGCUGCAAAGCUCCUGGAUUCCUGUCAGGGUUAUCUUGUGUUCCUAGUACCGCACCAACCCCCUCCCUGACCCUUGCCUGCCUGCCUGCCUGUUCCCGCUAUUCCGGGUUGUGCAAUAACCCUCCCAGUCAGUGGUCUUUUCCACAGGCCUUUGUCCCUUACUGCAUCCUGCAAUAUCGGGAGAGGGGGGGCCCACUGGAGGGGUCGUCAUCAUCCCUUACAGAAGUGUCAGUCCCUUUUUGUUGCUGUCAUUCUCGCGGUCCUGGGUGGGUUUCUGUGGCAAUCUUAUAGAAUGUGUCAUGUCGUCUUAGAAAUCUUUACAUUGUUUUUAAAAAUAAAAUAAAAAAUGUGUUGAAGAGAAAAAAAAAUCCUCAGACUGGGACAUUUUCGGUGUCUGGGAAUAAGAUCGAUCUGGAGUCGCUGACAUCACUGUCACCACCAAAGGCAUUCCAGGGUUUCUUGUUCCUGUGCAAAGGAUGGGCCGUGUUUCCAAGAAUCAGCCACAGUGGUGAGCCCUGUUCCGGCUUUACUGCCCUCCCCCAACAGAGCCUGGCUGUGGUGGUGAGUGCCAACAUUCUUUGGGGUACAGAUUCAUAUGUGAUCAAACCUUACUUUUCAGUUACUCUGUUUAACAAGCACCCUAAGGAUGAACCAAGGAGCUGGCGCCCUGCACAACUCACAGUGCAAACGUUGUGUUAGCUGUUUUUCUACAUUAGCCUGUUCAUGUUAUGGACCAAAUUCAACAAGGAACUCAAGGAAAAUGUGUACCUGCCAUAUUUAUGCUUUCUUAUUAAAGGGUUGGGGGGAGGGGCAUCUUUUUACUUUUGGUGAAGUUCCCCCCCUCCCCCCCAUCCUUCUUCCACUGUUUCUGUCUGGUUUUAGAAACAAGCUACAGUUUUGUAUGGAGUUUUUAAAUGUACAUUUUGAAACAAAUGAUCAAAUAUUUUCUGAA
This is a messenger RNA of Arvicanthis niloticus (Nile rat), 6245 nucleotides long. NCBI's taxonomy places the organism in Eukaryota, Metazoa, Chordata, Mammalia, Rodentia, Muridae. The record is from RefSeq and is a predicted model, not a curated record.